AAAAACUUGAAGACGAUGCUGGCGAUCGGCGGCUGGAACGAGGGCUCCAGCAGAUUUUCACCGAUGGUGGCCGAUUCUCAGCGACGGCGCGAGUUCGUCAAGAACACCGUCAAGUUCCUCAGGCAGAAUCACUUCGACGGCCUCGAUCUCGACUGGGAGUAUCCGGCAUUCAGAGACGGCGGAAAGCCGCGAGAUAAGGACAAUUACGCCAACUUGGUGCAGGAACUUCGCGAGGAGUUCGAUCGAGAGUCCUCGAAGACCGGAAGAUCGAGAUUGUUGCUGUCGAUGGCGAUGCCCGCCGGCGUCGAGUACAUUGAUAAGGGUUACGACGUACCCAGGCUCAACGAGUACUUGGACUUCGUCAAUCUGCUCUCUUACGACUAUCACUCGGCGUACGAACCCGUUGUCAAUCAUCAUUCGCCGUUGUACCCGCUGGAGGAGGACAAUGAGUACAAUUACGAUGCGGAAUUAACUAUCGAUUAUACAAUCACUUAUCUCCUGGAGAAAGGCGCGUCCGCGGAUAAGAUCAUUCUUGGGAUACCAACGUAUGGUCGAUCGUACACGUUGUUCAACCAAGAUGCAACCGAACUCGGAUCGCCCGCGGAUGGUCCAGGCACCGAGGGCGAAGCCACACGAGAGAAAGGCUAUCUUGCCUAUUAUGAGAUUUGUGAGGGUAUAGCGGAAUCGGAUGAGUGGGAAGUCGUUCAACCAAAUACCAAAGCCAUGGGGCCGUACGCCUUCAAGGGCAAUCAGUGGGUGGGAUACGACGACGAGGACAUAGUCAAACUGAAAGCUCACUACGUGAACGAGAAGAAGCUGGGAGGCAUCAUGUUCUGGUCGAUAGACAACGACGAUUUCCGCGGCAAGUGCCACGGUCGACCUUACCCAUUAAUCGAGGCUGCUAAAGAAGCAUUGCUCGCGGAUAAUAGCAGGAAUACAAUUGACAAGACGAAGUCAGUAGACAAUCGGAAAAAGACUCGCACCCAAAGCAACGCUCGUAAGUCGAGCGCGAGCAGCCGAAGAGGUAGCACUACAUCGGCUCCGAUCACCAGCAAGCGCGUGUCCUCUUCAAGACCGAAAUACCGUGUCAUUUCGCAAGCGAGCAAGGAGGAACAGGAAGAUCGAGAGGUAUCGAGGAGAUCGUACGAUCCGUCAUCAGAUGAGGACACGGAGGGUAGAAACACCGUGAGAGUCACUGAGAAAAUCGAGCGACCGAAGAAUCGAAGCAGAAAUAAAACGCGAAGCGGUGCUACCGAUCGCAGCACCCGUAGAAAGCAGUCCAGACGUAAGGGACAAAGCAAGACUGGCGAGGACGAAUCCUUGAGCAACAAGUUAACGACUCCUGAACCACCAACUACUCCCGAUCCAGGAACCGACUUUAAAUGCGAGGACGAAGGCUUCUUCCCGCAUCCUCGAGAUUGCAAGAAGUACUUCUGGUGUCUCGAUAGCGGUCCCAGUGGACUUGGCGUGGUUGCACAUCAGUUCACCUGUCCUUCAGGAUUGGUAUUCAACAAAGGCGCGGACUCUUGCGAUUAUCCACGCAACGUGAUUUGUCCCAAGGCGUUGAAAACAUUGCUCGUCUCGACCACCAGAUCGCCCAUUACGGCCGCGACAAGCCGAACAACUUACUUGCACAGCACAACGACUGCAAAGGCGGAAUCGGAAGAAUACGAUUCGGAGGAAGAUUAUGACGAAAUCGAGGAAAGUGAGGAGGAGGAGGAAGAGGAGGAGGAGGAAGAGAAGAUAAAAGAAGAACCAAAGACUACCACGACGGCGAAACCACUCGUGUAUAAAACACUAACCAGAAAUAGACCAAGUACGACGACCACUACUACAACAACCACUUCGAAACCAAGCGAGCCCGAAAAGAUCAUCGACAAUGAAGACGAGGAGGAUCCGAAGGUGAUCAAGGAACUCAUCGAUCUCAUAAAAAAAGCUGGCGGAAUAGAAGAGUUGGAAAAGCAAUUGCUCCUUCAAGAGAAGAAUUCAGACACAAGAUCAGGUAGCGAAAGCGUUACACCAGCUGCAAUUAGUCGUAGUUUGUACGAGCGUGUAUUGAAUCGCCAAGCGAGCAGAAUUGGUAAUCAUCGACCCGCAUUGUCGUCCUCGGAAACCAGUUAUGUGAACGGGCCGGGAAGAGCACAGUUCGAAGGCUUGGACGAUAUUCCCGAAGUGAAAAGUCUUAGGCGAUCACAGAAACCUCAAUACGUCACAAUCGAGAGAUCCAGGUCAGUCGCUUCUUUAUUAGCAAAAGAAUCUUCCUCGGAGAACGAAGAUAUAGACGAGGAGGAAGAAAGUGACAACACUGACGUAGCUUCUUCCGAGGAGAAAACCGUCAGCAAUCCGUUGGAAGACAGCUCGUCUACGCAACGAGUGACGCCCAGUUACGUAAAUAUUCGACGAACGCGACUUUCCACCACAACGUCCAGAACCGAGAACGACGUGGGGGGGAAGGAAGUAGAAAUUGAGGAGGAAAGGCCGACUCGCAGACGACGUCCGUUUGUUUCUUCAAAACAACAAGAUAACGAAGCAAGCUCUGAAACAUCUAAACGUUUUCGAAAUCGUGGUUCGAGUUUCAGGAAAUCAGAGAAGAGGGACGAUUCGAGAAACACAAAUCGAUCAGCUGAGAAAGAUGAUGAUUCGUCAACAACCAAAUCUAGGUACGCCAGCAUACAAAGGUUCAGGAGUACCACUUUGAAAACUUCAGAUGACUUGUCUAGUUCGAUACCUUUAUCGGAGGUCACCAGCGAGACCAUUUCACCGACGAGACUAGAAGAGAAUUCAGAAGUAUCCAGAACAACAGCUAGUACAACAGCUUCGUUGUCCACGACGCCUGCAGCGACCAUUUCGACCUCCACCGAGAUCAUUACCGUGAUCAGCGUCGAACCGCCGGAAAACUCAUCAAGUGCCAGUCCUAAAGCAGAUAUCGGCUCUACCACUGACUCGAUGAAGCUGGUGGAAGAUUCGGCAACGGAAAUCCUGUUUACAACAUUGCCAGCAGCUAGCAGCAGCUCAAGUCCGUCGACAACGACAACGACGACAACGUUGGCGACCAGGCCGACGAUCGCUGUGGUGUCGCAACCGCGACCGUUCGGUUUCACUAGACGAAAAUUCGGUUCAUCAGAAGCGACGACGGCGGCGACGACCCCGUUGAGCAGGUCCAAGGUGAGUAUUACGUCGCGAAAUCCCACGCGUCCGUCCAGCCCGGUUCUGGGGCGCGUUCGAUUAAGGACGAGGCCGACCAAUCGAGUUACCGAGGAAGAGUCGGUGGAUCAAGUGAACACUCCAAGCACGGAGACUUCUACGUCCAGGAGCAAGGAACUUAGCAGAUCGCGCAGUAGGGGAUCCAGCAGGUAUACCCCGCCGACGUCGAGAUCAAGAACGCAGAAUGUUUCUGCAAACUCCGUCCCAGGUACCAGGUAUAGAGAAAGAGAUAGGACAACAGCUUCAACGACCGUCACCAGCGAUGGCCUCAGAAGAAGAUAUCGAAGACCUAGCAGAAUCAACGGCGCAGUAGACUCUAUCAAAGCUAACGAACUGGAUGAUAGUCCGAUAGUCAGAAUAACGCAAGGCAGUUCUAGGAAGAACCCGUUGUCUCGAUCGCGAUCUGACAGCAGUGACGAGGAGAGCGAUAAAAUAACGAACGUCAGAGUUUUCAGAAAGCCAACUGUUAAUCGCGAGCUGUAUGAUAGGACGAAGUACACGAGGAAGAGGAACAACGUGGAAGAGCAAAAAGUGCAAAAGGUGAACGAUGCAUCGAAUCAGAAGCACAACACCACAUCGAUAACAGUUCCCAGAACAAGUUCUUCCGCGGAGACUGACAAGAUUGAAGGAAACGAUUUGCUGAACAGUGUGGAUCAAUCGACCGCUACGGUUGAUUCCGUCGUUGAAUCGAACACCAUCCAGCCGAUCUAUACCGUGAAACCGAACACACAAAUUAGCGUGACGACUGUACCUAGCAGUAAGGUGGAUUAUACGAGCGACCGACCCGAGGAUGCUGUCGCCACGACAACUGCUCACAUUGAAGCCCAUGCAUUUAAUCCUGAUUUGGUGACAAUCGUUUCUACCGAGCGUACCGUUGAUACUGAGGAAAAGACGUUAAACGCGCCAAGAAAACGAAAGGUCCUCCUAAGAAGAAGGCCGAUAUCAUCGAGCACAGCUGCCAACAUUAUUGAAACCGAAGAAGAGGAAAGACUUCAAGUAUCUCACAGACGAAAAGUGAUAAAACGUAAACGUCCGUUUCAAGGCACCUCGUCGACAUCGGUUGAAGUUUCCGAAGAAGAGAAUUCAAGCCCUCUUCUCCUAGAAACGACGACUCCGAUGGGAAGCAAUAAAACUGUUGAAAAAUCAACAGCUGCUUUCAAUCAGACAGGAAUUACCCCAAUCAACAAGAGUGCUGAAGAAUCAACGAUCGCUACUGGUCGAACUGAAUUUACGAAAGAAAUGGAAGAUUCAACUCUAACUAUCAUGGAAACCACCUUGCCAACCGAUUAUAACGCUGAUAGUUUCACGAAAGUUACAUUGGAAACUCCUGCGACUGAAACUACGACGAUAUCAACCGAGAAAGCUACAGAUAGUCUCAAUACCGCCACUAUAUCGAUGACUAACACAGACGCUAAUGAGGGUCGUCAGUCGACAAUUGAAAUGGGCACUGAAGCUACCACGAUGGAAUCAACGUUGUCGACGCCCACGAUUUAUAAUACUGAAACCACCAUGUUUCUAGAAGAUACAUCGAUGCCGUCUACCGAGAACUUACCCACCACUCGCGUGCGAAUAAUCGUCACGUCGCCCACGUUGGAUGCAGCCACCACCCGCGCACAAGCAACCACCACGCCGGAAUCAGAUUCAUUAUUGGCCGCAAAAUCGAGCUUCGAGUCGAGAUACGCGCGUAAGAAGUUCAUUCGCAAGAGUCCUGUAUCGUCUUCGGGAAACGGAACCAAUCGAUAUCCUCCCGCGUUAUCGUCGACAGAAAACAGCAGCCUCGAGGUUCUCUCAAGACGCAGGAGCAGCUUGUUCACUCGACAAUUUUGGAAACAGUAUACUACAACUUCCGUAAGAGGCCAAGUAAAUCAUCCUUCAGUCCGUGUCGAGGAUGUUGAAGAUCGUAAAGUGGCGGAACACGCAGAAGAUAAUGCGUAUCGAUUAACGUCGAUUGCCACUCGCGGCCCCGAUACAAUUCGGUCGCGAUACAAGGUUCCCGUAAUCCUGAAGAGACCAUUCGAUCCUGAGGAGGCUUUAUCGCCCAGACGAUAUCCUCCGUUAGACUCCGCGCCCGAAGAAUCUGAGGAGACGCCGGAAACAAAAGAGGCGAGGCUGAGGCAAUCCACCUUACGGCAGCCGCGAACGCGUUAUAAACUUCAAGACCGAGAUAGCGUCAAAAUCGAUGAGGAAGCUACGUUGCCGAAUGCAGAGUCCCCUAGCAAGUGGCUAUAUUUCAGAACGCGCUCGUAUCCAAAACGUACAUCGUCGACCAGCACGGAAGCGGCGGUCACGGAGACCCUAAUACCGGCGAAAAAAUUCGAUUACGCCGCCGAUGCCUUUCUCCGGAAGCAGCAGUCGCUGCGAACAACGACGCCGAGAAGCAAUGACUUUCUGGACUCGCAGAACCUGAUCGAUCCAUAUUACAUGCGUACCACGACGGUGAAACCGUCCGUCACUAGAUUAGUGACGUCGGUGACGGAGUCCGGCACCACAGAGCGGCAGAAGAUCCUCAUCAAGACCAAGUACUCGUCGCUAACAUCGACCACGAGGAUACCAGCGGACCAGUUUUCCCCAACGACUCCGUUGUCAGUUUCGGUGACUGGAGUCGACGACGACGAGUCUGCUAACGAAAUCCGUCAGGGUGUCGAGCGGUCCACUCUGCCGAUCGAGAGCGAGUUUAAUUACCGUUACGACGGCCGAUUCACCACGGAAUCUCACGAGUCCUCGACCAUCGAGAUCGAAUCGGUGUUCAACAACCUGAUCGUCGCCGAUUUGGAAGCUAUCAGAUUGCCGACCCUGAAGGAACUGAUCGGCUAUCCGACGACUUACUAUGACGAUCGUACCGCCACGACGUCGUCGUCCGUACUCUUGCACUUGCUGCGUAACGACGUGGACAACGACAUUAGCCGGCAGAACGUCGAAGAGUCGUUGAGAGGGGCAGACGAGUCGCAAGACGGCGAGAAAGAGAUCACCCAGUCACCGAGAGGCGUGAUCGAAGAAACCGGCGACUCGUGGCUGCGGCAAGCCUCCGAGAACAAAGCGAGAUCUCGCGCUCCAAGAAUGGAAAACAUUACAAACUUUGAUGAAGGAGUCUCAGUCACAAACACUAUUCAGGGAGGCGGAAGUAAACGAAAGACGUCUACGACCUCGGUCUAUUUGAAGCCGACUACAAUGCGCGGCAUUCCUCUCGCCAGUUUGAUUCCGAGCCCGGUAAAGCGCGGGUUUUAUAUCACCAGGAGUGAAAACGAUCUGCCAUCAUCGAUACUGGCAGACAGUUUUACGCCAUCUUACACAACGAUCGACACUCCCAUCGAAGUGCAGCAGGCGGAAACUACUUUAAUUUCUGACAGUUCUACGAUCGAUGAGACUGUCACGGUCACUCGUAAUAAUCAGAUCGAAUCGGGACCCAAUGCUCUCGAUGACAAUGUAAACGAUAUCGUUAGUGACAAAGGCGUCGAUAGUCGCGAAGAAAAGUAUUCCACGCCCAGUCCUUCAGUAAUCUUCUCGAAAGAUAAUGCUGAAAAUCUUUCGAAUCAUGAAAAACCUGACGUGAUUACAAUUCCUGUCGCCAGGCCAGCAUCCAAAAGAAGAAAACCGCUCCGUGAUUUCGAUCGUACGACGCCUCUUUCCAACUCUUUCGUCGUAUCCUCGACAACACCGACGAGACGAAGAAUCGCCCUCGCUGUAAACAGAUACAAUGAAGCUACCACUCCGUUGUGGACGGGCAGACGCAUAGUGGCAAAGAAAAGAAUCAGAACCACUGUCUCGCCGAUCAAGGAUGCCGUAAGACGAAUUGAGAGCGAUUCUAUUCGCGCCGAAACGAGCACUCAGAAAAGUGCUUCUCCAACUACUAGAUCCGUUUCGACCUUGACGUCAAGAAGGCGUAGACCUCCCGCGACUUCGACGAUACCGACGAUUCCCUCGAUCAUGCCCGAUUCCACGGCAUCUGAAAUUUUAAACACUUACAAUAAUCUUGUAAAUUCUAAAGAUACGAAAACCGAAGAUCCGGAAAGUCAGGCAACUGUAGAAACAGCGGUGACUUUGACAAACUCGGUAAUCACGGCGACACCUUUAAUCGUCAGAAUUAUUUCGACGACAAACGAUCCCAGGACUGCUGAUAUUUCAACGUUCUCAGACGAUCCUACGACCAUGACGGUUCCUGCAGUCGCAAAUGACGCGUCUAUUACGACCGCACCGUCGACAGUCACGAUUGCGAAAGCACCCGCAGUUACGACUGACGCUACAAUCACGACUACAGCCGCGAUUACAAGUAUUGAAGUUGAAACUACUUCUCUGAAUUAUUCCGUGACUGAUAAUCCAACAAUCGAGAAUACAAAUGCAAUCCUGACUGAUUCUACAGCUACAAUUGCGUUCGAAGCAAACGCUGAAACUGAAAUUACUUCUACAAAUGUAAAUAUAGUUCCGGAGACUGCGCAGACAUUCGUAACUGACCCUGUAGUUAUAUCUACAAUAGAGAGUACUGAAAUCGAAACUACACCCACGAUGACAAAUUACUCCACAAUCGAGAUACCAAAUACUGCCAAUGCGCAGGAAAUUGCGAUGGAAUCUGCAAAUACGGCUACGAUGCAAAUAAAAAAUCCUGAUAUUGAUGCUAUUUCCACAGUUGCAAAUUAUUCUGCAGUUACAAUUCCAUCGACUGUAAAUAUGCAGAAUAUUAUGACUGAUGCAAUUUCGAUCACUACUGCAAGUACUGAAGUUGAAACAAUUUCCACGGGUGGAAAUUAUUCCACAUUUACUACAACAAUUAAGAAUACCACGACAAUUCCUGUUACUGCAACAGUUCCCGUUACUACAACUGCUUCACCAUUAACUACGGUUAUUUCUUCAGCUAUGAACACGCAACAUGCAACUGCACCUAUGACGAAUAAUCUCGUAGAUGCAAAUACUAUAACUGCAAACAUGAUAACUACACCUCUUAGUGUAAUUACUCCAACGAUUGCUGAUCUUAACGUAAUUACGUCUGCAAAUGCGAACGUUCCUUCCACUUCUGCAAUUAGCGAGACCUCGUCAACCAUAAAUCAGCCCAGAACUAGUUCUGUAACAUCGUUCAAAGCUCCCGUUACGGGUACAGUCAUAACUUCAACGACUUCGGCUACUCCAACUUUAAUAACCGAAGCUUCUACGAUACAUCUCUCAGAUCCAAACAAUCUUGAUAGUAGAAGUAAUUCUAAAGUAGCCGUCACGGUAACUGCAGAAUCUACUCAAACUACUGAAAUUCCUACGACAUUCGAAACCGCCCCAGUAUUUACCUCGACAGUUACCGCAUCUUCCAAGCCUCCUCAUAGUACGGAUUUCGAAGCUUCGUCAAUUGUAACAGCUGCAUUGCCAACUCAAGAAGUCAAAAGUUUCUUUAUGCCAGAGGACACUCAAACUCCCUCGACUCUCCCUUCAAUCGUAACACUAAGUACUAAUAAAGCGACUGUGACUUCUGAAAGAUCUGCAACUUCUCCGACGUUGUCCGCGAUUUUCGGUGAAUCGUUUACGAGAAAUUCUAUAAUGCAGAGAACUUAUGACGCAAAUUCUGUACGAACAACUGAAAAGUCUACAAUGCCAGAACAGAAGACAGAUUUCAAGGAAGUUACGUCAACGAAAACACAAAGUCGAACUGAGGAUCAAAUAAUUACGACCAUUACCAAGCUGAGUUCUAGACGAACGACGAGUGAAGAGUCUACAACUCCAGAAAUGAAAAUAGUAUAUGAGGAAACUACUUCAAAGGCUACAGAAAACCAAAAACAAAAUCAAACAUCUUCAGAACUCGACACAACUAAUUAUCAAUUCAGUCAGAAAACCGCGAGACGUCGCGUUCUAAAUCGAACGAACAAUUGGCUUGGUAGUUCUGUAACAUUGCAAAGGACUAACCAAUCUCCUCGACAUCGGGUUACGUUGCACCACGGACGAUCACGAAGACCUCCAAUUUACACAUCGUCUGCGAAGAUGACUGAGAAGAAUCGUAGAAGAAGGAUUAUGCAGAAGAGAAUCAGAGUUAACUCCGAAGCGUUUAAUAGCACUGUCAGACCUAAUCAGGAUACUGUCAAUAUUCCGAAUACUACUGAAGAUCAUGUUGCAUAUGAUCGAGUGGAGAAUGUAAAAGAAAUGAAAGUUGUAUUAGGAAAAAUGGAGGAAAGAGUCGGAAAAGAAACAACUACCAUUCUACCCACGGAAGAAAUAACGGUAUUUCUUCAAUCAUCAACUACUAUUAAAAAUGAAACACUUCGUGAGAAUAAAAAUAUUGAAGAAAAUCAAAAGGCUAUACCGAAAAAAGUAAAGCACUCUCAAGAAAGCUUUACAACGACAGAAACCAGUACUAGUUCUAGUUUUACUAAUGAGAGUGUUCCAGAUAAUUAUCAAAAUAAUCUUCACGUGGCCGAGGAUCUUUCCGAACCAGAAAAACCGAAAGAAAUAAUGAAAGUUGAUUUGAAAAAUAUUAAAUCUCAAUCCGAGGAAAAGAAUCCAAUCAAAGAAAUAGAUACAGAUUCUGAUUCUAUCAAAACAGAUUUACAAGACAAUUUUUCCAAAAAUCCUUACGCAGAUACGAAUCUUUCCAACAAGGGGAUCACAAGAAGAAGAAUGAGAGUUGUAUUAAAGAGGGUCAGACAUAAAUCUGACGAAAGAAAUUCCACAAUUGAAGAAACAAAUGUGGAAUCUGUUCCUACCGAUAAAAAUUUUGAAAAUAAUCUUUCAAAUAACGUUAACGUAAGUCAGAAUUUUUCCAAUGAAGAAAAACCAAGAAGAAGAAUGAGAGUGGUAUUGAAGAGAGUUAAAUCCGAGGAAGCGAGGACAAAGACUGAAGAAACCAAUACAGAAUAUGAUUCUAAUGAAAGUCUUCAAGGUACUUUUUCCAAUAAUUUUUACAGUGCUAAGAAUUUUCCCGAAUAUAAAGCCAGAAGAAGAAUGAGAGUUGUAUUAAAGAGCGUCAAACCCAAGUCUGAAGAAAAAAAUUCGACAGUUGAAGAAACAACUGCAAAUCAUGAUCCUACUAAUGAAACUCUUCAAGGUACUCUCUCGAAUAAUUUUCGCGACGGUAGAAACCUUCCUAUAAAAUCUGGGACCAAAAGAAGAAUGAGAGUUGUAUUAAAGAGCAUCAAGUCUAAAUCUGAGAAAGGGAAUUCAACAGCUGAAGAAACGAAUGUAGAUCCUGACUCUAUCAAUAAAAAUCAAAGCGCUUUUGUAAAUAAUUCUCACAGAGAUAGAAAUAUUCCCAUCGAAUAUGGAACCAAACGAAGAAUGAGAGUUAUAUUGAAAAGUGUUAAACCUAAGUCCGAAGAAAAAAAUUCAACAAUCGAAGAGACGAGUAUAGAUUCUGAUUCUGUUGAAAAAGAUCUUCAAGGCAGUUUUUCAGAUAACCUUUACAUGAACGAACAUUUUUCCAACGAAGAAGAGGCACGAAAAAGAACGGAAGUGAGCGUCAAACCUAAUUCCAAGGAAAGAGACUCAGUAGCUGAAGAAACAAGUGCAGAUUCUGAUUCUAGGAAAGAUCCUCAAGUACUUCACGUAUUUAACUUUUCAAGUAAUCUUCAUGUGGGCGAUAAUCUUCCCGACAAGAAAAAGAAACAUUCUGAGUCCAAGGGAAAGGAAGCGAUGACCGAACGGCCGGAAGACAUGGAGCCGCAAACCACUAGGACGUCUGUUCCGGUCGAGGAGGACACUGAUCGACCCUCGCUCGAGGUGAAAAAUGGUGGAUCGGUUAGUCACAGCCCAGGAAACGGAUAUUCCAAUAGACACAGGAAACCAACGUCAUUCACAACGGUAGCCCCGCUAACCAAUACUUUGUCAAAUACAUUGACCGUACAUCGAAGACGUAGACCAGUUGAGACCACUUUAUCGUCAAGAAUAGAUCUCGUCGACACGUUCGAGGACACCGAACCCUAUGUCAAAUCAGCUGGUAUCUUGCAUGAUCAGAAUACAGACGUGUCCGAUCAAAGUAUCCACGCCCAAGAAUUUGCGGUGACGCUAUCGAAUCCGCCGUCCUCGUCGUCGGAUAUUGGUCGAACGCCGUUAAGGGACGCCGAUAGGCGCAAGAUAAGCACCACCAUAUCACCUAGAACAGAUCCUACAACCAGUACGGUCUCGAGAUACGAUACGAACUUUCGAAGUCGCCAGAGACCCCGGUCGAAAGACAGGCCUACGGUGAACACGACCACGAGGCCCAGAAGACCGCCGGUCAUCGACUACGAUUAUUACGAGGACGAGGUGCCGAUCAUCGCCGACAAGUCCGUCUUCAACAGUAAACUCUUCCUCACGAGCAAGGGUACCGUACGUUGCCUGGACCAGGGCAAUUUCCCACAUCCCUACUCGUGCAAGAAGUUCAUUACCUGCGCCCCUAUGGUGAACGGCCAGGUGAUCGGAACCGAGUACACCUGCCCCGACAAACUGUCCUUCGACCCGAUCGGCGGUAUCUGCAAUUGGUCCGCCGGUCUCGGUUGCAAGGAUUAAUCGAGGCCUCGCUUUAAUCACUCGACAGUCUUCUAUGUGAGAAAGCUACCUUAGGCCCAAUCGCACCAAUGUCUCCUAAAGCUAAUUUUAAUUUGGUAAAUGCACUCCUUUUGUCUCUGCUACGCAAGACUACAAUUCGAAAAAGAAAUAGCAAAUUGUUAAAUUAAACUUGACUCAAAUUGUUGGUGCGAUCGGACCUCGAUUUUUUGCAUCUGUCCAGACAGUAUGGAGUCGAAUACAACUUUAUAUUUACUCCAUGUUUGUACACGGUUUGUCGCCUGUGUUAAAAGUAACCAAAUUUUUUUGAAAUAUUUUGACAAAAUACAAUUUUUUUCGGGACAAAUAUUUCAAUUUUGUUCAAAAUAUCAUAUAGCGUUUCUUCUGUGGCGGUACAAUGAUUUAUACGGCCAACUGAAGCAUCAAAUGAUUUUUUUAUGUUUAUCGUGAAAUGCCUUUGAGGAUGUUCAUCGGCCUCGUGGACUCGAUGAUUAGAGUAGUGUCACAACGCUUUCCUGUCAUAGAUAUUUUAAGCCGUAGAAACAAAAGUAAUCGGUGCCAAAUCCGAUAAAUACGAUGAAUGGUGCAACAACGCGGUAACUUUUGUGCCAAAAAAAAAGCGUUAUGGCACUAUCCCAGACAUUCAAAAGGCCGUGACAAGUAUCUUAAAAGACAUUUCACAUAAAAGAGAUAUCAAAAAGUUAUUUGAUGUAUUAGUUGACUGUUGUUCUAUCUCUCUCCCGUCGCAGAAGAAAUAUAUUUUAAACAAAAUAUAUUUAUCCAAAACAAAAAUUGUCUAUAUUUUGUAAUUUCUAAAACGUUCAGUUGUCUUUUGAACAAACCGUGUACAUAAAAUACAUAAUUCUUGAUUAUAUUUAAACGACGCACUUUAUUUAUUUCCUUAUUUCACAUGUGGGAGCUACGAAAAAAUAUGUGGCUGUCGAGUGUUUAAGAUUAUUAUUGCGACGUUUCGGAAGACGAGUUUUCGAAUACAACGAAUUGCUCAGCUCAAAAUUAAAAGAGAGGAAUUCUUGAUCUUGCAGGACAUAAAUUUCUAUAAAAAUUCUGUUUUAGUUUACUCUCUCUUCACGCAUGGCAGUCCAAAUUGUUAUUUAUUUUAGAUUCGAACUUUUGUUGCAAGAUGAUGGACGACAGCGUUUUACGAAAAUCAUCGUUAAUAUUACUGCAGUAUACAGGAUCAUAUGUAUAAUGAUAAUAUCAAGAAAUGAACGUGAAAUAACUGGAUUAUCCAUUCGAGGAGACUUGAUGUUAAUGAAAAGGUCACAUUCUAUCUCUUUUUCAACCCCCCCCCAAAUCUUUUUCUCUUUUCCAACUAAAAGUUUCGCAUUCUAAUACAUACUAAAUAGAAUCUUUCGUAUUAACAGUCUUGGUCUAAAAUUUUUUCCCAUCUUUGUGAAACUUGUGGCCUUUUUGAGGAAAGUGACUCGUUCACGGUUGUUGAGUACGAAGCGGGCUAUUUUCGGGCAAUCAUUCCGAUGAAAACUAUUUCGUCCACUUAUUGUACGAACGUGCAAUAGCCAUAUAAUCGAGCGAAAACGCAGAGCGGUGAUAUUAUCGUUAAAGUCUCUUUGUGUAAAUAUUAAUAGUGUUAUAAGUAGCAUGUAAGAUACGCGUACUUUUCGCGUGGCGUACUAGCGGCUAACUUGUCUGUAAAUUUUCGCGAUUAAGUCCGCCUUAUUUACGUAAGGUACGUCCACCCGAUAAAGAGACAUACGAUAAAUCUUACUCGAGUCUUAUCGGCGCGUCGAGUACAUUAGAUUUGUGUGUAUCGAAGAUUUUUGUACGUGAAAUAAAGGCCAUUUAACCACACGCGUACAUUUCCUAAAAAAGAAAAAGAAAAAUGAGUCGUAAUAAAGGUAAUAUAAAUACCGAUGUCGUUAUUUUAAACAAAGCAACUUAUUUGCUAUUGUUUAGUUACAAUGUAUUAAGAAAAAUUCUUCGGCAAACACGAAUGUCACGAUAACGUUUUAUCGAAGAUGAAGAACGAGAAACCAUGUGACGCAAUGCAGAUUUUCAGAAGAGGGAAAAAGAGUAAGCCCAAAAAAAUAAUUUGCUUUUCCAAAGAUACUCGCACCGCAAAAUGAGCAAGAUUCGAAACGCUAACGCUCGAGUUGCUUUACAAGGAAUAUCAAAGGAUGACUCAUUGACGAGGAUUGACCUUUUUGUGUAGAUUAUCGAAGCUUUCUGGGCCAGAUUUCUUAUAUGGAGGCACAAACAAACGAAAUUUUAUAGACGAUAACAAUAUGUACUUUUUUUCAAAGAUUUCUUUAUUUUUCCCGAUAUUCUUGCGUUUCACAACGUUAUUUGUUAUUAAUCUAGUUUAGGAAGAUGAAAUGGGCAAAACAAGUAUACAGUAGUAGCUGAUAAAUGUAAUGCACCGCGAGACGAUCGUGUUUCAGCGAGGUUUCCAUCGAACUGUUACAAUUUUAUAAAUAAAUGUUUCAUAAAAUAAUAAUUAAUUACAAUUGUACGUGUAGGCUAUAUAUAAAUGAGAAUGUAUUCGUUUGUAUAAUAAUAUUUGACAAUUGUUCAGUAACGAGGUACUCAGAGACGUCAACUUUCCGAACAUUCGGAGACUUCACUUUCGAAGUGUAUUCGUUUGCGCAUGUCGCGAUGCAUCGGUGUAUAUAUUUAUUAUAUAUACGUAUAUGUGUCAAAGUGUACGCAAAGUGUACGCUUUUGGCAUUACGUAUGUUUUCCUCACGUGUGUGUACGUAUACAUGUGAAAAAGUACGUGUGUGUAUCAUUUAUUGGCGUGUAUACUGUUCCAGCAGUCAACUUUCUGCUUUGGCGUACAUUUCUCGUAUUAUUACUCGUCUCUUCGUGUGCCCAAUAUAGCAUACUCCGACGGAGAAAAAGAAAUAAAAAGUAAUGAGAAAUUAAGUAAACUCUCAAAAAAGAAAAACGCGUUAAGACAGACAUGGAAAAGCGCAUUAAAGCCGCAACAAGCGAAACGAAAAAAAAA
Molecule: messenger RNA, 14638 nt
Organism: Vollenhovia emeryi
Lineage: Eukaryota; Metazoa; Arthropoda; Insecta; Hymenoptera; Formicidae
Product: mucin-4-like
Exons: 18
Coding region: 16-11655 (3879 amino acids)
Biological process (GO): chitin catabolic process; carbohydrate metabolic process
Cellular component (GO): extracellular region
Molecular function (GO): chitinase activity; chitin binding
Source: RefSeq, a predicted model, not a curated record